Messenger RNA from Ornithorhynchus anatinus (platypus), 1920 nucleotides. It is a transcript of the gene SURF6, whose product is annotated as surfeit 6. NCBI's taxonomy places the organism in Eukaryota, Metazoa, Chordata, Mammalia, Monotremata, Ornithorhynchidae. Gene Ontology annotation, cellular component: nucleolus. The record is from RefSeq and is a predicted model, not a curated record. Gene Ontology annotation, molecular function: RNA binding; DNA binding. The transcript has 5 exons. Gene Ontology annotation, biological process: ribosomal large subunit biogenesis; ribosomal small subunit biogenesis. Bases 342 to 1448 code for a protein of 368 amino acids.
UGUCUGCGCUUGCGCGAGCCUCUAGCCACGUCAGAGUGUGUCUGCGCCUGCCUCUGGUCGCUUCAGGGUGUGUCUGCGCCUGCGCGAAUGCCCAGCCCUGUCGGAGUGUGUCUGCGCUUGCGCGAGCCUCCAGGCUCUACGGAGUGUCUGCGCCUGCGCGAGCGACCAGCAGCGCCCCCCCCUUAGAGUGUGUCUGCGCCUGCGCGCCUGUCCAUCUCUCAGGUGCCAGAAGGGAUGGUGUUGCAGUAAGGAUCCCCAGAAGGACCCUCAUCCAGCCGGCCCUGUGUCCUGAGAAGAAACUCGUGUUCCCGUGAGAGCCCGUGACCCAGUUCCUGUGAGCGAUGGCUUCUCUUGCCGCCAAGGACUCGUACUUACAGAAUCUGGCCAAGAAAAUAUGUUCCCAGCAGACUCGGGAGCCCCAGAAGCGAAAGUUUGCCUCGAAAACGGGUAGCCCCGGUGAUGCCGGGCCCCCAAAGAAAAAGAAGAAGAGGAAGCAGAAGCAGCAGCAGCAAGAAAAACCACAGAAGCGGGCCGAAAAGGCCCAACCACCCCAGGACGGGCCGUCCAGCACCAAGCAGCCAGCGGCUUUGCGGGGCCCGAAGCCCGCCGUGGCGGGGAAGAAGGGGGGUCCCAGCCAGAAUGGGGGCCCUGCAGGUCCUGCAGCCCCUGGGCCCAGCUCUUUCGUAGGCAUAGAUAUCCUCCGCCAGCGGCUACAGGAGAAGAUCCGGGAAGCCAGCGGCCAGGGCAGCGCCAAGGAGCUGUCGCCCGCGGCCCUCGAGAAACGGCGGCGGAGGAAGCAGGAGAAGGAGAGGAAGAAGCGGAAGCGGAAGGAGCUGAAGGCGAAGGAGAAGGCGGCCGAGGCCGAGGCCCAGGUCAAAGAGUCCGGCGAGGCCGAGGCCCCCGGCCCGGCCCCGGCCGGCCGACCGCCCCGGGCCCAGCUGGACUUGGUCUUCAACAGAGUGGAAGUCGGGGAGGAAGUCGGGGAGGCCCCGGUCGGCAAGGCCCAGAAGAGAAAGGAGAAGCAGCAGAAGCUGAAGGGCAAGCUGACCCCGCUGACGGGGAAGAACUACAGGCAGCUGCUGGAGCGGCUGGAGGCCCGGAAGAGCAAGCUGGAGGACCUGAAGGACCGGGACCCGGGGAAGGCCCAGCAGCUGGACGUCAAGAUGCGGUGGACCAACCUGCUGUACAAAGCCGAGGGCGUGAAGAUCCGGGACGACGAGGAGCUCCUCCGCGCCGCCCUGAAGCGCAAGGAGAAGCGCAAGGCCCAGCGGCGGCGGCAGUGGGAGAAGCGGACGGAGCAGGUGGUGGAGAAGAUGCAGCGGCGGCAGGACAGGCGACGCGGCAACAUCCGCAAGAAGAAGCAGGCCAGGCUGGAGCGCCGCAAGGUCAAGGCCCGCAAGAAGGGCCGGGUCCUGCCCGAGGACCUGGAGAAGGCCGGCCUCAAGUGAGGGCCCGCGGCUGCCGCCGCGGGGGUUUCCGUCCCCGGCUGUUUCUCUCUCUCUCUCUCUCUCUCUCCCUCUCUCCCUGUCCCCAGGGAGGAGCCCAGACUCGAGGGCUCCUGAGCCCAGUGUCCAGGGGAGCCGCCCUUUCCAGGCUGCCCCUCAGGACCCCACUCCCCGCUUUGCCACGGGGCAUCAACAGAAGAGCCUACAGACUCUCAAACCUGGCUCAGCGGCACUGCCCGCGAUGAGGGGAAUACGCGGGAAUUCUUGGGUGGCCCGCUUUGGGGGCGGGGGUGGCACCCCCCCCGGGAGCCCUCCUGGAUCCGACUGUGCCCAAGGAGGAGGGGUCUCCGUGGGGAAAGAGGGACCUCCCCGGGGAAGGCAAAGAGCAGGAGACUUGCUCUGUCUCUCCGACGGCAGGGCUGCCGGUAUUGGGUGUAAACGUGGAGUCCCAAAUUAAACACGUUGUUUAGCCGAG